CCGGGGGCCGAGGCGGCGCUUGUUGUUUGUCUCGGAUCGGGUCCCAGCCGGGCCAUGGCGGCCAUCGCGAGGGGCGGCCCCGGCGCCCGCGGGGCCCGAGCCGCGACCACCAACAUCGUGUCGCAGCUGCGGCGCGGGCAGCUCAGCGGCCGCGGGCUCACCCGCGGGGCGCAGAUCACAGAGGCCUUGUUAAAGGAGAGAGACAAGCAAGCAAAGUGGAAUGGGAUUCCCUUGCUGUUGCAGAAGCUGUAUGAGCACAGCCACCCAAACAGCGACUUCUCCCAGUGCCAAAGCAUCCUAAAGGAAAUUUCUCCCCUUCUUUCGAUGGAAGCCAUGGCAUAUGUUACAGAAGAUAGAAAAGCUGCUCAAGAGUCCACUUUCCCAAAUACGUACACGUUUGACUUAUUUGGAGGAGUCGAUCUUUUAGUAGAAAUUCUCAUGAGACCAACUCUUAUUACACAGAAAAAGAAGCAGAAAAUAAGUGAUGACCUCAUCAAGGACUGUCUCAGCAUACUGUACAACACGUGUCUGUGUACGGAAGGAGUCACGAGGCGACUGGCAGAAAGAAACGACUUUGUGUUGUUCCUGUUUACACUGAUGACAAACAAAAAGACAUUCCUACAAACUGCAACGCUCAUUGAAGAUAUCCUGGGAGUUAAAAAGGAAAUGAUCCAGCUGGAUGAUAUUCCCAACCUGGCCAGCCUUGUGUCCAGCUUUGACCAGCAGCAGCUGGCAAACUUCUGCAGGAUCCUGGCUGUCACCAUUUCUGAGCUCGACACGGGCAGUGAUGACAAGCACACACUUCUUGCCAAAAAUGCCCAGCAGAAAAAAAACCUGGGUCCUUCUCGAGCUGAGAUUAAUCAAGCUACACUUCUGAAUAUUCCAGGCUUCAUAGAGCGAUUGUGCAAACUGGCAACACGGAAAGUGUCUGAAACCACAGGUACUUCCAGCUUCCUGCAGGAGCUGGAGGAGUGGUACACCUGGCUGGACAAUGCACUGGUUCUGGAUGCACUGAUGAGAGUGGCAAAUGAAGAGGCAGAGCAGAGCAGUACAGAGUCUUCAGAUGAAAGUGGGUUGGCCAACAGCUCAACACGGACACAGCUCCCACAGUCCAUGAAGAUCAUGCACGAGAUCAUGUACAAGCUGGAGGUGUUGUACGUUCUCUGUGUGCUGCUCAUGGGGAGGCAGAGGAAUCAGGUUCAUAAAAUGAUUGCAGAGUUCAGGCUCAUUCCUGGCCUCAAUAACUUGUUUGACAAACUGAUCUGGAGAAAGCAUUCAGCAUCAGCCCUGGUUCUGCAUGGACACAACCAAAACUGUGAUUGCAGCCCGGACAUUACUUUAAAGAUACAGUUCUUGAGGCUUCUUCAGAGCUUCAGUGAUCACCACGAGAACAAGUAUCUCCUCCUAAACAGCCAGGAACUGAAUGAGCUGAGUGCAAUCUCCCACAAAGCCAACAUCCCUGAAGUUGAUGCAGUUGUCAACACUGACAGGAGUCUUGUCUGUGAUGGGAAGAGAGGUUUGUUGACCAGACUGCUUCAGGUCAUGAAGAAGGAACCAGCUGAGUCCUCCUUCAGGUUUUGGCAGGCAAGGGCAGUUGAAAGUUUCCUUCGAGGCACCACCUCCUAUGCAGACCAGAUGUUCCUGCUCAAGAGAGGACUCCUGGAGCAUAUUCUGUACUGCAUCGUUGACAGCGAGUGCAAAUCACGGGAUGUGCUCCAGAGUUACUUUGACCUUCUGGGAGAACUGAUGAAAUUCAAUAUUGAUGCGUUCAAGAGGUUCAACAAGUACAUCAACACAGAUGAGAAGUUCCAGAUAUUUUUAAACCAGAUCAACAGUUCCUUGGUUGACUCAAACAUGCUGGUUCGCUGCAUCACACUGUCCCUGGACCGGUUUGAGAACCAGUCUGAUGCUAAAGUGGCAGAGGUCCUGUCCGAGUGCCGCCUCCUGUCCUACAUGUCCCAGAUGUCCAUGAGAAUGUCCUUCCUUUUCCGUCUCAUCAACAUUAUCCAUGUACAGACACUCACACAGGAAAACGUCAGUUGUUUGAACACAAGUUUAGUUAUCCUAAUGCUGGCCCGAAGGAAAGAAAAGCUCCCCUUUUACCUGCGCACCUUGCAACAGAUGGAAUACACGGAAAAGUACCCUGGAUUCAUCCUGAACAACUUCCACAGCCUCCUGCGAUUCUGGCAGCAGCAUUACCUCAACAAGGAUAAAGACAGCACCUGCUUAGAAAAUAGCUCCUGUAUUAGUUUUACCUACUGGAAAGAGACUGUAUCUAUACUGCUCAGUCCGGACCGGACGUCCCCCUGUGCCAUAGUGAGCUACAUCGACGAGGCGUACAUGGACAUUGACAGAGACUUUGUGGAGGAGUAACCUGGGCUCCAGCUCCCGAUGGACAGCGCUUGGAGGGUCCCUUGCAGCCCGUGGAUUUUCAGGGAUACGCUGUGUAGUGUGUGUGUGUGUGUGUGUGUGUGAGUGUGAGGAGCACUGUCAAACCCGGCCCCUCCCGGUCCCCAGCUCUGAUCUCUGACCGAUGAGACUUUGGGCAGCUCUCUGGGCAACACAUUCAGGGAUGUAUCUUCCAGUUGUUCUGGGAUAAAAAUAACCACCUGCAAAUACCAGCCUCUGUUAUUUUUUUUUCUCUCUCCCGGUCCAGCGGGGUUGGUCAGAGAUGGUUUUGCUGACAGUGAGGAUACUCUGUAUGUGCCAGUUGAGUUGUGGCUCUCUCAUGGCAAGUCAAAAGCACAGCAAUUGCCCUCCAAAUGUGAGGUCCAAGGAGCCAGUCUGACCAGGACCCCAACACCAGCCACGUGCAGAGCCCCCACGGGGACCCCCCUUCAGGUGUAACCCUUCUACUGGGGUUUGGAAUCAGGGGUUUAGGGUUGGGUAGAGCAUGAGUGUAUGUGUGUGUGUGUGUGCUUUUAAUUCCUGAGAGCUCCAGUCACCUCUUCACCAUCUCCUUUUGGAUCAUUUGGUACUAAAUCUGUGCAUUAGGAGAGAACCUCUGCUCCUGCUGUCUUUCCUGCAGAUCCUUUCCACCUGGAGGUGUUUUACAAAGCUGCAGAGAACAGAGACAUUUGAGCAGUGGUGGAAUUGCAACAGGGGUUGGCUUUUUCACGGAGCACUAGCAUUAAAAUGUACUAAUUUUUUAAA
Molecule: messenger RNA, 3153 nt
Organism: Pseudopipra pipra
Lineage: Eukaryota; Metazoa; Chordata; Aves; Passeriformes; Pipridae
Gene: TRPC4AP
Product: transient receptor potential cation channel subfamily C member 4 associated protein
Exons: 19
Coding region: 55-2373 (772 amino acids)
Biological process (GO): ubiquitin-dependent protein catabolic process
Cellular component (GO): Cul4A-RING E3 ubiquitin ligase complex
Molecular function (GO): phosphatase binding
Source: RefSeq, a predicted model, not a curated record